UGAUUUUUGAUAUCUGCAACUUUUUUAACUGACCUUUUUGCUGUGUCGUGUUCUCUUUAAAUCCAGAAACGAACGAUCGCUCUUUGAGCGUGAGUCUAAUGCAUAAUCUAUCUUAAAAUGACCCACUCACCCUAUCAAAGAGUGGACUCCAUUAUCUGUCCAAAUCAAACAGACCAGUCCCUGCGACCAUGUGUACAUGCCACGGGGAUGAAUAAACCCACCUACCGGCUCCAUGGAUCCCUCCGGCACCUGCAAACUGGUGCAUGAAGCCAGUUCAUGGAGGCCGCCAUGUUUGACACGGGCGCAUGCGCGCUUAGGGCUGUUUUAGCAUCAGAGCAUGCUGGGUACUUACAGGUACAAUAGGUAACUUCUAACGGUCAAAAACAAUUAGAAACAACAAACGCCUUGUAACCACAACACUGUGUAUCAUCCUCCCCUACUCUGCGAACGCGCUGACGGCUCGUCAACUGUAUAUUUAGAAACCCAAAUUGAAGGACUAUAAGGGUUCAGAAUUACCUGGCGGAAGGAGGAAAAGCACUAGGAUGGUGUUGAAUCCUGUUGUGUCCAAGCUGACGGGGAAACUCGUGGUGCUAGCCAGUGCCUCUCCAAGGAGGAGGGAGAUUCUGACAAAUUUGGGGUUGAAGUUUGAGGUUGUCCCAUCAUGGUUUAAAGAGACUCUGGACAAGUCCUUGUUCAAGCAGCCUCAUGAGUAUGCUGUAGAGACCGCCAGGCAGAAGGCCCUGGAGGUGGCCAAGAGGAUGCCCUCCAAACACUUGAAAUCCCCGGACAUUGUGAUUGGAGCAGACACUGUAGUGACAGUGGACGGACUCAUCCUCGAGAAGCCAGCUGACAAGCAGGACGCCUACAAUAUGCUUUCCAGGUUGAGCGGUAAAGAACACAGUGUGUUUACUGGGGUGGUGAUUGUCCUCUGUCAUCAGCCGGAAGGUAGGGAAAUGGAGAAAAGAAUCUUUGAUUUUUACGAAGAGACCAAGGUAAAGUUCGCCGAUCUGUCUGAAGAGAUGGUCUGGGAAUAUGUCAACAGCGGGGAGCCCAUGGACAAAGCCGGGGGCUACGGGAUCCAGGCCUUGGGGGGCAUGCUGGUUGAGUCUGUGCAGGGAGACUAUCUGAACGUGGUGGGCUUCCCGCUGAAUCACUUCUGCAAGCGCCUGGGACAGAUUUACAGCGCGGCCGCCGAGCACCCGGGCACGGCCGAGAGGCAGCCCCACUGCGAGGAGCCCACGCUGGCUAGUGCAGUCCCUGCCCCCGCCACCGGGGGCGCUGUGCACACGCCAAACCUCACUGAGCCACGCGGCGGGGUGCCACACAGCCCCAACUUUCCGCACAAGAUUGUCGACAUAAUCGACGGAUUCAAAGCCUCUAAGUGUUUGUUUAUAGCCUCGAAGCUGAAGCUGUUUGACCUGCUGGCCAGUGAGGACGGGCUGAGCGCAGAGGAGGUUGCUGGGAAAAUGGCAGCCACUGUGCGGAUGGCUGAGAAGCUGCUGGAGGCGCUGGUCUCUCUAGAGCUCCUGAACAAGAGCACGCGCAGAGGAACCACAGCCUAUAGGAACACGGAGGAGGGGAGUCGGUACCUGGUGUCCUCGGCCGAGUGCUCUCUGCACGGGUACAUCAUGUACUGCAACGAGGACGUGUGGCCUCUCUGCUCCCGCCUGGAGCUCGCCCUGCUGGAGGGGAGCCCCCGGCCCAGGGACACGCCCGAACCCGCCUUUCAGGAGGCCUAUUACAGCACUCAGGAGGGGACUCUGCGAUUCAUGAGUGCCAUGGACAGUAUCGCCAAGGUGGCGGGGAGAGACGUGGCGACAGCCUUCGAUCUGUCUCGCUUUAAAGUGGCGUGUGACCUCGGAGGGUGCACUGGAGCGAUGGCCCGCCAGCUGGUGGAAGCGCACCCGGGCCUGUCCGUCACGGUCUUCGACCUGCCUGCUGUGGUGGAGCUGAGCAGCCACUUCUGCCCCGCCCCCCAGCACACCGGCCCAAUCACGUUCGUCGCUGGGGACUUCUUUACGGACGACCUUCCCAAAGCAGACCUCUACAUCCUGACUAAAAUUCUGCACGACUUCACUGAUGAAAAACUCAACCUGCUGCUGAGUAAACUGUCAAGGAUCUGUUCUCCAGGCUGUGGGCUGCUGGUCUCUGAGAUGUUCCUGAAUGAGGAGAGGAGCGGUCCGAGCAGAGUGCUGCUCCUGGCUGCGGGGUCGGGGAUGGGCAGGGAGAGGAGCGUCUCUGAGUACCUGCAGCUGCUCGGCCAGCACGGCUUCUCCCAGCCGCGCGUCAGACGCACCGGCAACCUCCUCGACACGCUGCUGUGUAUAAAACAGUGAGCCGCCAAAUCUUUAGAAACGUAGAUAUCUGGCUUCACAUCGCCAAUAGCAAGUAGGUCCCUUUGUGGUGUUUAUACUGUAUAUCAUUUGAUCCCUGUCAAAGCCUGAUGUAAUGUUGAAGCAACAAUGUUCUGAUGUUCCUGCAGUGUUGGAGGGACGUUGUGUGGGCACUGGAAAGCACUAACUCUGUGGCACUUUUCCAUGUAUGUGGAGGCUGUCAAUAAAUUGGACGUGUCUGGCAUUACUUCUACACUCAUUACUCAAUCAAUGGGAACCUAUGUAAAAUACAUAUUUUGACUUUCAGAUAAAAAACAAACCAUGGGGUUUGAAUCUGGUUUAUACACGCUUGGUAAUACUGUACCCGAUAUAUCUUCUUUUAUUUAUUUUUUUUAAUGUAUAAAUUUGGCAUCUCCACCUGAAUUUGGAAUGUCCAGUUCACAGAAAGUGCGUGACGUUGCCCCUGCUGCGGCCUCUGGGGGGUGAAGUGAACUGACAGUUCUUCACUGCAGAACAUUACAUUACAUUCCAGGCAUUUAGCAGACGCCCUUAUCCAGAGCGACGAGCAAUGAAGUGCGAAUCUUAAAUCUUGCUAAUGUCAUUCUGCUGUUACAUUCAUUUGACAGUUACAUUGUUUGAAUAAAGAAUUAAGAGGUA
Messenger RNA from Conger conger (European conger), 2990 nucleotides. It is a transcript of the gene asmtl, whose product is annotated as acetylserotonin O-methyltransferase-like. Lineage: Eukaryota; Metazoa; Chordata; Actinopteri; Anguilliformes; Congridae. Gene Ontology annotation, molecular function: O-methyltransferase activity; nucleoside triphosphate diphosphatase activity. The transcript has 14 exons. The coding region runs from base 543 to 2336 and encodes 597 amino acids. The record is from RefSeq and is a predicted model, not a curated record.